AUGAAGAACCAAUAGUUAUUAUAUACUACAAAGUGGGUGCAGGAUAAAGAAGCUAAAUGUUGUAAGAAAUGCUAAACCCCAUUUAAGGCGAUAUUCAAAAGGAAACAUCACUGUCGAAAUUGCGGUGAGGUAUUUUGCGAUAGGUAUUGAUUUUGUCCUAGAGCUUAAAAUAGUUGUUCGAAUUUCUUUAUGGAUAAAACUAACUUUAAAAACUUUUAGGAGAUCAAAAAAAAUAAAGUAUAAUUGUACUUUGAAUAAUAAGGUUCGAUUAUGUUAGGAUUGUUUUAAUGACAUCAACAAGAAGUUAAUAGAAAAUGGAGAUAUUGUUGAAGAUAAGAAUACCAUUGGUAUUGAUGAUUCAUAAUAAAUGAGAAGACAUUCUAAAUCAUUUAAUAUUAUUAAUGAGAAAUUGCCAGAAUCUGCUAAUGAUGUAUAUAUAUAUUAUUAAUAUAUCCAAGUAGUCCCCUCCUCCUAUUUUAUAAUUAGUACCUUAAACGAUUAAUGAUUAAAAAACAACAAUUUUGCCUAUGCUUAAGGUUCAAAUUCCAGAGACAAUUACAAUAGGCGAUGACAUAGAACGAAAGUAAAAGAAAUUAGAAUAGAAGAUGAUUUCUACAAUAGAAGACUUUGUGGAAAGAAGAACCAUAGUUUAUGGUAUAAAAGAGAAUUGGUAAGGAGUGAUGACAUAAUUUAUCAAAAAUUCAAUUGAAGACUUAAAGUAUCAUUAUAUUGAUAAUUAAUCGAAAGUGAAAAAUAAAGUGAGAUAUAUCAAAAUCAAAAUAAUUCCAUUUAUUAAUUAUGCAGCUACUAGAUAUUAAAGGGGAGUUACAAUAAGAAAAAAUAUAGCUCAUAAAAGAAUGAAAACACAUCAUAAAUCACCAUCAUUUUUAUUACUGAGUGGAUCUUUAGAUUUAGAUAUUCAAAAUUUUGAUAAUGUGGUAAAGAAUUAGAAUAAGUAUAUACAAUAAGCAUUAGAGUAAAUAGAUAUACUAAAUCCUAAUAUUAUUUUAGUUGAGAAAAGCAUAAAUACUAUUUUAUUAAAUGAAUUAGUUAAAAAGGAUAUAACCGUUUCUAUUCAAUGUAGUUACAAAUAACUUUUAAAAGUUGAAUAAGCAGUUCAAGGUAGAAUAUAGAAGGCUGUAGAUGUUUUUAAUAAGUGUUGUUCUAAAGAUUGUCUUGGUAAAUCUCAUACAGCAUCUUAUGUUUGUUGUGAUCCAGAAACAAUAAAAUAAAAUUUAAAUUUGUAUAAUAAAUUGGAUGAAAGAGAUAAGUCUUUACUUGAAAUACAUUUAGAAAAAAAGAAAAAUAGAGAUAACACAUUAUUAUUUAUUUAAACACCAUAAUCAAGUAACUCUUUUUAGAUGACUUUAAGUGGACCUAGAAUUAAUGAAUUGAUUAAUGUGAAAUAAUGUUUUUAAGAACUUUUUUGUAUUUGUUACUAAAUGUCUUUAGAAUUUGAAAUGAUUUUAUUAGAUUAUAAAAUUAGAUAAGAUUUAGAAUUAAAAUAUAAAUAGAUUGAUAAUGAAAAUUCUCCUAUGAUUACUUGUGGAGAGAUUUCAGAUUUUUCAGUAUAAUUGAUGACAGAUUAUGAAAAUUCUAAAAUUAAACUUUGCAAAUUGAGAUACUAUCCUGCUGUUAUCAAUAAAAUACAUGAUAUACAAAAAAAGAAUAAGUAAAUAUUAUAUCAUUAAUAUCAGUGAUGAGAGUUUGGAAAACUAUAUCUUAGAGAAUAUCAAAAAUAUUAAUAAUAAGAAAAUACCAUAUUUUUGUUAAUUAUGUGAUUGUUAAAAAGAAAUAGUUAGUUUUUAUGAAAGUUCUGGAUAAAAUUAAGAAGACGUAAGUUUAGGGAAGUAUAUUAGUGAUAAAGCUAUGAUUCAAGGUUCAAAAUGUGGAAAUUGUUAAACAAAAAAGAUUAAUCAUGUAUCAAUUAGAUAUGGUCCAGGAGCAUUUGUUAGAUGUGUAGUAGAAAAGAAAAAAUAAUAAAAUUUAUAAGUUAAAGCUACUACUAAUCAAAUAAAGAAAGCAACUAGUUUUUUAUAUCCAUAAUCUUUAAAUGAUGAGAUUUCUACAUAAUGUGAUAAUUUAAUUGGAGAUUUAGAACCAAAAAUAUAAUAAUAAGUAGAAUUAAAUAUUAUUACUUAUAUUAAAUGUCUUAAUACUAAUUGUGAUAAAUAAUUAACUAAAUCUUUUAAAUUAGAAAAGAAUCAAUUGGAAUUUUCAUUUUAUAGAUUAAUACAAUAUCUUAUUAAGAAUUCUUUAAGAUUAAAGAAAACAAAUAAGAAAGAUUGGCUUAUAUUUGAAGGAGAAAUAAAAGAAUAAGCAGAUAAAUAAUCAGAUACAUGUAAUCAUAAUUAAACAGAAAGAGUAUUUGAAUGUGAUGAAUAUUAAAUAAAGUUGUUUACAAACUUAUUUGAUAUUUAUAAGAUUAAAAAUUUUCAAUUUGAUUGUUAAGAAGUUAAAUAACAUAUAGAAAAAUGUGAUAAAGAAGAAAUAGAUAAAAGAAAAGAUAAUUUAAUCUUUUAUUUACAAAAAUUAUUUUAAUUAAUUUCAAGUGGAGAUAAAAGUGUAAGAAGUAGUUAUAUGACAGCAUCAACACAAUCAAAUUCAUUUGUAAUAUCUGAUAAAAAUCCUGAAACAUCUUUAGGAAUUCUAGGCAAUUUUAUUGAAAGAUUAACAUAAACCUCUUUUUCUGAUUUUAUUUCAUUAGAAUAAGAGAGUAUGCAAGUUUAUUAACGUUUAUAUUAAAUAGAAAUGGCUGAAUAAUUAAGAAUAGCGGCAAAAUAAAAAAGUGAAUCAGAUUUUCUUAGAUCAAAAACAUCUAUGUUCUCAUUAGUUUCAAGUGAAAGUGGUCCUUCUAUGAAAUAUUCAUUGAGAAAAACAUAAAAAGAACCUUCUACUUUAAUAUCAUCUUAAUAAAUUAAUAUUGAAAAUUAAUUUCCUCUUUAAAAUUAGUCUCCUAUACAAUACACUUAAUCACCUGAAUCUCCUACUUAAGAACAUCUAACUUAAUAUGAAGAAUAAUCAGAUGCAGGAACAGAAAAAAUGGAAUAUGAAUUAAAUUCAUAGAAUUUAUUUAAAUAUUAUUUUGAGAAAUGGCCAAGACAAGCUAUUAAUUCUGAUUAAACAAAUUUACAAAUAAAAUCAUUUUUUGAAUAUAUUCCUAUUUAUAAUCAAAAUGAUAUUGGUUUAAUUGCAGCUGCUUUGAAUCAUCCAAAAUAUUAUGAUUUAUAUGAAUAUAAAUAUAGAUUUACUGAAUUUUAGGGAAAAAUUGAAAAUAAAUCUUUAUAAUAGGAAGUAGAAAUUGAAGCAGCAAAAAUUUUAAAAGAAUAAACUAAAUUAGCUAUUAUUGAAGAAUUUCAAUUAAAAAUAACUAAAUUUACUUCAUAAAUAAAAAAAACUAGUUCCAAUAAUUUAUAAGAUAUAGAAGAAGAAGACCAAUAAACUAUUAGUUAACCAUCAGCAGCUGAGUCUCCUAGAAAACCAUCUAAAUCAAUAUCAAUUUAAUUAUAUUAUCCUAAAUAAUUUGAAUGUAUUAGAAUGUUAAAUGGAAUUAAAAUCAAAUAAUUUAUUAAAUCUAUUGCAAGUUGUUCUAAUUGGAAUUCAGCAGGAGGCAAAAGUGGAUCAACUUUUUAUAAAUCAUCUGAUAAUUUAUUUAUUUUUAAGGCAGUUAAAGAAUCUGAAUUUAAUAUGUUUGAAUCAUUUGCUCCUAAAUACUUUGAACAUCUUUAUUCAAAUAUAUUUUUACAAAAACCUUCUGUUCUUAAUAAAAUUUAUGGAAUGUUCACUAUUAAAAAUUCUAGAGGUAUUACAUAUUUUAUUGCUAUGGAAAAUCUAUUUUGGGGUUUAGAAGGUGAUUUAACCGUUUAUGAUCUUAAAGGUAGUAAGGCAAAAAGAUGGAAUCGUAAAAAUCUAAAAACUUUACUUGAUACUAAUUAUAUUAUUGAUAGGAAUGGGGAACCUUUACCUAUUCAAGAAUAAGAUUACUAUUUUUUAGAAAAAGCACUUGAAUCAGACUCUUAGUUUUUACUUGAUGUUGCUGUUGUUGAUUAUUCAUUAUUAUUAAUAAUAGAUAAGUAAAAUUAAUAGAUUAAAUUAUCAAUAAUUGAUUACUUGUAGUGUUAUGAUUUAUUGAAAAAAAUGGAAACUACGUAAUAUUUUUAAUUUAUAUUUAGAUUAAAAACUGCUAUCAAUUUAGGAAUUGAUCCAACUAUUAUAAAACCAGAAGAAUACUAAAUUCGAUUUAUUAAAGCAAUGAAAUAAUACUUUAUGGGAAUAUACUCAUCACUAUGA
Molecule: messenger RNA, 4290 nt
Organism: Paramecium pentaurelia
Lineage: Eukaryota; Ciliophora; Oligohymenophorea; Peniculida; Parameciidae
Source: the annotation of a GenBank genome assembly